Synchiropus splendidus (mandarinfish) is the source of this 8186-nucleotide messenger RNA. RefSeq names its product transforming, acidic coiled-coil containing protein 2 (gene tacc2). Gene Ontology annotation, biological process: cell population proliferation; mitotic spindle organization; cerebral cortex development. Gene Ontology annotation, cellular component: cytoplasm. The transcript has 19 exons. The record is from RefSeq and is a predicted model, not a curated record. NCBI's taxonomy places the organism in Eukaryota, Metazoa, Chordata, Actinopteri, Syngnathiformes, Callionymidae. The coding region runs from base 602 to 7522 and encodes 2306 amino acids.
UUACCAGCAGUCGCCUGGGGAAACCAUCAUCUCCACUCCCCCACCACCGUUUGUGCAUGACCCUGAUCAUCUUACCGACUUGACCACGCUGUCUUGGGCUCAUCAGUCUGAUACCCACAACCAAGCGUGUCACACUCCUCAGUGCCCAAAACAGAAACUGGAUCCUACUGUAGAUGUCGUCAGCGGCCACAACACGGACGUGACAUCUGUCCAAACUCCCGCCAUCGAUCCGGCAGCUUUCCCCAAUAAAAGAUCAGAUCUCCACGCAGUAAGGGAUGCUGUGACUCUCGAACCUCAGAGUGUGGGAGAGGGCAGUGCAGAGAGAGAUUUGAAAGAGGCUUUGGCGGUUGUUCCUGCGUUGCCACUGACAACACCCACGGUUCCAGAACUGAUAAAAUGCGAGGGAGAAAGUGUGAGUCGUGAAUCACGAGUGGCUAUAAAAGCCAGUGAGAAAACUACAGGAGGGUCAUAUCCAGAAGAAAAGUGUUCCGGCCACGAAGAGAGAGAAGUAAUCCGGCAUCCUGCUCAGGCUGCGCUCAGCAUCACACCGGGAGUGAGCUCCGCCACAGAGGGACUGGAUGAGAGAAGCCGCGACAGAGAAAUGCCGCAAAACUUGGCAGAGGUUGAUUUCAGAGGAGUCAAGGAGGCAGAGAGCUCUCACACCGAAGAGGGAGAGAGAGAAAAGGAGCUUCAUCAUGUGGAUAUUGAUUCGUCCCUCGUCCUGGUUGAUCGUAAAUGUCCCGAUCACAGCGCUGCAGGAUUGAAAGGAGCGGAGGAUGACAGAGGAGAGGAGGUGGGAGAGAGAGAAACACAGCACAGUACAGCCUUUCAGCCAGGAGGGUUUGCUAGUGGGGUUUCAUCAGCUGGGAUGUGUCCACCCACCGAUGUUGCCGAGUCACAGCUGAAGCCACUGGGCUGGACCGAGUCGAUCACAGGCUCCGUCUGCACCGAGCAGGACAGCCAGGAGCGGCCCAGUGAAGGGAUUUCUCCCCUCUUUCUGAAGGAUGAUCAGAGCAAUACAUGUGAAAAGGAUGGAUCGGAUCUGAAUCAGAUAACAGUGGAAGCCUCUUCUCCAGGACAAAGUUUGGAAAAUCGACUGACAGCAGAGACCAGGACGAACGACAGUGAAGCAUUUUCAUCUUCGUCUCAAGUGUCGACAACUUCCCUGCUUAUUUCAACUGGUCAACAAGCGACCGCAAUUCAGCAGCUCGAGCCUGAAAGUUGCUCGACAGAGAACAAAGCGGCUGAGAUUCAGGAUUCAGGUCAGAGCUUGAACAGCAAUAUUCACUCUAAGUCCUGUAUGCAUGCACGCGACGGAAGUAAGGGCAACGUCAGAGUGCACUUCGCUGACUCAGUGAAACAAGACAAGGGUCCAAGCAAAAUGUCGGCAACUGCUUUGGGCUAUUGCUCUCUGCCUCCGUUAACUGUCCAUGAAAGUUUGCACCAUCCUGUGUUGGAGGCCAGUUUUAUCUUCAAGGACUACCUGCGAUUUGGGCAAAGGAGCGUGAACACAGCUCCUACGGAAGAAGCAAUACCGAGCUUGAAUGAGAUCCAGGAAGUAAAGCCAGAUGAUGUUAUCAAUGGAGGCAAAGAGGAGAAUCAACACAGUCAGAGUUCCGCCAGUGAGCCUUCGGCAAAAGGCGUUUCUGGUGUGCAAUUGAUGGAUGAUACAUGCUGGGGUCAGACUGAAACAGAAAAAUCUUUGAACUUUGAAACCACAAAACAUGAGGAGGGCCUCACAACUCAAGAGGGCGAAGUUGCAUUAGGACGUGCCAUGGCAAAGCCAGAAGUUCAAGAGACAGGAGAGGUGAUGUGCGACACCUCAGUGCAGCAGUGCAACCUGAGUAAACCCCCAGGUUCCCUCCAAAAUGCUGCCCCUCUGUCUCCUGUGAGCGACGUCUCUGUCCCAGAACGUGGAGCCUCUUCCCAGACAGAGACCUCCAGCACAACUCAUCCGCCUUCCACCGAAUUAUCCUCUCCGUCAGUUCUUCCUAAGCCAGCUAAUGACGCAGCUAAUCGGACGGCGGAUGACUCAGCUGCUUCCACCGACCAACCAGUUUCUAUCAGUAAACAUUCUGCCGGUAAUAAUAGGCUCACGCUGCGGCCCCCUGGCCCAAUGUUGAGUCACAGAGAAGUAAUUAGUGACUGUGAUAUCGCCGUGCCUGAGCAGGGGGGUCGGCAAAGUGCCGACUGCGACAGGAAUUUGGGGAUAAUGGCACCUCAUAAAGGCGUGCUAACCACGGAGGAGAGAUACAAUACUGCAGCGCCAGUGGAAAUAGAUUAUUCUCCCUCUGAGAUUAUCACUUCAGAAAAGGAAGGUCUUGGGAAUGAACCCCUCGAGGUGGUGCCUGCACUGAGAAGCGAUGGGUUGGACCAUUUGUUUGGUGCUGCAAAGCCAUCUUGCCCCGGUGGUGGUGAACGUGUGUUUCAGAAUAUGUCCACUGAGGAUGAUGCCACUGAUGCCAGCCAACUAUUCAGCAGUUCUCAUCGUAAUGGAAAAGAUCAGGUGACAAAGAAACAAACAAGCAAUGAUCAAAAGGAAACAGACGUCAGCAGCGCAGCAGAGAAGGGACAGGCAGGCGCACGAGAGAGUUAUGAGUCUGGUGAAAAGGAUGUUGAGGAAACUGGAGGCUCAGUGCCAGCUCAUGGUGAUGACACACAAGGUGUUGAAUCAGCAGUAUGUAGUAGUACAUCUGUGGAAGCUGAGUCUUCCAAUUUAUCUCUGGAAAAGACUGCAGCAUUGAUGGUUGGGAGAGAGGAAAACCCACAGGGCCACCUGGGAGCAGAGCCCAGUCCCCCUGAGAAGAUGUCGGAUGAAUCAACACCAACAAGUGCGGAGCAGCAAGUAUCCAAGUUACCAGAUGAAGAGUCUUGCUUUAUGGUUGAUAGCACUGACUUGGAGACAGUGGAAGUGAAGCCUAUUGAUGAUAGUAUUGGACAGGAAAGUAUCACUAAGAACGAAGGGGUCCCAGACUGUGAGAUGGUGACUGUAAGUGAGAUUCACCCCCAGGUGGAUGAGAAGUCAGGGAGGUGUGUAUCAGAUCAAGAUUUAAAGUUUCUGAGCGAUUCAGAUGGCCUGCAGAUGAGCGAUCUGUCGCCUGCAUGUCAAGACCAGCCAGAGGACUUCAGUAACACUGCAGCCUCUGUUCUGUCUGUAUCACAGGAGUAUGAGACUUCAGAAGGAGAAAAGGUCAGCACAGGUAGCCGUGACCUUCAUAACAGAGACCCGUCAAGUUCAAGCCAGCUCCAUGGAAACACAUCAAACAACCCGAGCGGUGAAGCUGAAGGGCGCCAAUCUUAUAAAACAGUAUGUGAGGAUUCAGAACGGCAAGACUUCAAUGAAACUUUAUCCGCUGAAAGCAGCUCAUUUAUGGAGCCUCCCAUAAAGGAUCCUGUUAUUGAAGGGAGGACAAUAACGGCUUGGAACGAAGAGAAAGCGAACAACCUCAGGGCGGAUCGGAGUCAUGUCAAAACACUAAACAGUGACACAAGAGGAAAUCAUAGAGUCUGGAGUCUAGAGGAGGAGUCAGAAGUCACCACACUGAAAGCACCAGAAAACACUAAUAUAGAUGGCAGUGGUGAAAUCCGUGAAUCAGCAGGUGGUACUGGAUCUGAGGUGGACGGCAAGCUAAGGGCAUUAGAAACAACCUGGUGUGGGCCACCUCCGUUGUCUGGGAAAGCAGAGGUUUCAGAAGAGUUAAAGAGUCCUGAUCGCGAACCAGCGACCUCAGACAGUGAGACACGUUCCCUUAAGGACGAUGCCUUGAAGUCACAGUGGACAGGGAGGACAACCAGACCCCUCCCAUCUCUGGAGUCUCCUAAACAGGAGUUUCUAACGCCAACUGAAGAAACAGUUGCUCCUCAGAGACAGGACAAGAUCACAGCAUCUGUGGAAGCAACAGAGGUCAAAACAAAAGCCCUAACUCUAGAUUUGGAGAAGACAUCAGUGGUUAGUCCUGAAGCCAUAAAACCAACUGAAGACCUUCUGAAACCACAGGCUGAGCUUCCAGUGGUGGCCAAGGCAUCAGAGGAAGUCUUGACCAGGAUUUCCAAGGAGCCAAUUCAGUUACCGGAGACAGUCAAAGGCAGUGAGGAAGUGAAAGAGGAGCAAGUGGAGCUGGGUGAAUCAAAGGCUGAGGAAGAAGAGCCGCUGGUGGAGAUAAAGCAGCCGGUUGAGCUCCAAGGAGAAGAGAACCUCUGCGAAGAGCCAGAGGAACAAAAACCUGCCCUUGAGGAGACUGUUGAACCAGCAGCUGAGGAAUCUGCUGCAAUUGAUAUAGUCCAAGCUCCAGUCGAGGAGUUUCAGGAUUCUGGGCCCUCCCUCUCUGAACACCCUCCGCCUGCCCCCCUCCGCUCUUCAGAGUUCCCCACACCUCCUUCCACACCGCCCCCUGCGAUUCUCCGAGAGCUUUCUGCAGCCCCCCACCACCCUGAUCCCGCCUGUCCUCCUUCACCACCUGCCCACCUGAGUGACCCCCCUGUCCAUGCCUGUGAAUCCCAACAGCCCCUUAUAAGGAGCUCGGACUCAGACGGAGCAUUCGAGACCCCCGAAUCCACCACCCCAGUUAAAGCAGCCUCUCCUUCAGAUACGCCGCCCCAACAGCUCCCAUCUGAACCAAAAGUCCCUGACCCCUCUGGUAGCGACCCUGCAUCCGACCGCUCGACUGCCUGCCGUUCUCCCUCCAUCUGUUUCGACGAGGACCGGCCCAUCGCAGCCAGUGGAACAUACAACUUUGAAUCUUUUGCUUUAGAAUCCUCUCACACUCUCACACGAUCCCUCAGCCUCCAGGGAGGGGAGCUCAAUGACUCGGAUCUUGUAGAUGGAUCCAAGUCCGGGGGCUUCCGUCCACACUCCGAGUCCUUCAGCGUCGGCACCGAGAGCACCCCGGGAACACUUCGCCGACCCAAGAAAGUGCUUACUGUGAAAAAGAAGCCUCUGCAGAGACAGGUUUCCAAUCCAGAGAGGUCACGACCCAACUCAGCCAGCAGCACCCCUGAAGUCAAGAAGCGGGCCAACCUUCGCCAGUCCUCAGAGGAGGCAGAGGGAGGGUCCGCCACCCCGAGCCCUGGGGGAACCCUUCGAAGGACCCGGAAGAAUCGUGUAGUGACUCCCCCUCCUCUGCCUGAGGAGACCGCUCACGCGAGCCCAGAGGAGAGUCUUGCUCCCUCAUCCUUACCUCCGUGUCAGGAGGGAAGCCCUCCGACAGACAAAGACCACUCCCCCAUCCCCCCCUGUGCCUCCUACAAAUGGGAUCCAGAUAACAUCAAUAACAUCGACCCUUUCAAAACUGGAGGGAGUAAAAUAGCAAACUCCCCUGAUCUGGCUCGUAAAGGGCCACUGUGCCCCCCAACAGAGAGUUUCCCCGUGGUGGAGCAACACCACUCCACACCGCCGCCGUCACCCAAAAAGACAAUAUUUAAUCCAGAAGAACAGCCCAUCCUGCCCAAGCAACAGUCCGUAAGGCUGGAGUUUGAUUACUCCGAGGAGAACAGUGAGGCAUCACACCCGGCUUCUCCUCCGCCCAAGAAAUUGGGCAAGAAACCUGGUGCCAAGAUGCCUCUCAGGAAGCCAAGACUGGGGCUGAAGAAGCCUCCGCCAGCCCAGACCGAGCAGCUAGACAACCACCCACCAGCAUCACUCAAUGGCAACGAAGACGAAAUCCCUGUUCCUAAAGCGUCCUAUAACUUUGAACCCGACAAGUGGGACGACCCCAACUUCAACCCCUUUUCAAACAAGAAAAACAUCUCCAACUCUCCAAAGCUCCCCAGAGCUUCUUACAGCUUUGACCCGAAUAACUUUGACGACUCGGUAGAUCCUUUUAAAUCCACAAACAAAAUGGCUAACUCACCUCCCAAAGCAUCCGCCUCCAUUGAACUGUCCUCUGCUGACGGUGAUGCCGAAAACGACAACGAUAACGUUGGGGAGCUGGAGGACCAGAACCAGAACAAACCUGCCAAGAAGAAGAAGACCCCCAUUAAAUCUAACACUUUCAGAGUCAAGCGGUCGCCAAAGAAGACAGCCAUGUCAGACCCAACCCAGGAUCUGUUGCCCACAGAUGACCCCUCUUCCCUCCAUCCACAGGACGACCACGCCACAGACGAGGAGAAGCUCGCCUCCUCCACCGGUCACAAGUGGAACAACCUGCACGACAUGGACACAGGCGUGAACUCGGAUCAGCAGGACUAUCCUCAUCCGUCUGACCUCACGUCCUUUGUGAACGAGGACAGCCUCCCUCUUCAGGCUCCAGGCCAAGACUAUGAGAUCGAGUACAUGGAGAAGAUCGGCUCCUCUUCGCCUCCGCUGUCGACCAAGAAGCCAUCGCUGUACUUGAACUUGGACUCCGUUUCUGACACCUUGGCCAAGAACUCAUGUCAGCUUGGAUCCGAGCCCACCUCACCCUGUACCGGGAGUUUUGAGGAAAUGGAAGCCCAGAUAACUGCCGGCAUGAAGUCUCCCAUUUUAAGUUGCCGGCCCGGUCCAGAGGGCGCUGCCAAUGACAAGGGCAGGAAGCGAGAGUCUGAGUCUCUCAGCCGGACUCAGAGCACGGAGAGAGACGAGCAGCCCCCUAGCCCGGGCAGCGAGGAGGCCCCCGCACCUGUCCCCGCCAUGCCCCUGUUAGACAGGCUGUCUGAAUGUGAGGAUCCCGUGCAGUACCUGGAGCCUGACCUCGCUGAGACCAACCCCACAGCGUUCGCCCAAAAGCUACAGGAGGAACUGGUGCUUGCAGCCCUGAGGAUAGAGGCUCUGCAAGUAGCCAAAAACAUCUCUCAGUGUCCCUUCCUCUCCAAUGUAACCCCCCAGCAGCACAGAGAGCUGUCAUCUCCAGCAGAAAGCGCCGUCACCAAGAGCUCUCUGUACACCAGGACCACCAGCAGCUACAUCGACGGGGAGAGUCCUCACCUCCCGCGGGAUCUGGACCACUCUCUGGGAAUAGCAAGAGAAGAGAUCGUGUCCAAGGAGAAGGAGGUGCUGGAGUGGCAGAGGAAGUAUGAGGACAGUCGGCAGGAGGUGGUGGAGAUGAGGAGAAUCGUGGCCGAGUAUGAGAAGACCAUCGCUCAGAUGAUCGAGGACGACCAGAAGGAGAAGUCUCUCUCCCACCACACCAUCCAGCAGCUGAUCAUGGAGAAGGACCAGGCGCUGGCUGACCUCAACUCUGUGGAGAAGUCUCUGGCCGAUCUCUUCCGGCGCUACGAGAAGAUGAAGGACGUGCUGGAAGGCUUCCGCAAGAAUGAAGAGGUUCUGAAGAAGUGCGCUCAGGAGUAUCUGUCCAGGGUUCGCAAGGAGGAGCAGCGGUACCAGGCCCUGAAGAUUCACGCUGAGGAGAAGCUUGACAAGGCAAACACAGAAAUCGCUCAAGUACGAGCCAAGUCCAAGCAGGAGCAGGCCGCCUUCCAGGCCAGUCUGCGGAAGGAGCAGAUGAAGGUGGACUCUCUGGAGCGCACUCUGGAACAAAAGAACAAAGAGAUCGAAGAGCUGACAAAGAUCUGCGACGAGCUCAUCGCCAAGAUGGGAAAGAGUUAGCAAACAAACGCGCCAAACUCCCCUUCCUCCGAAGACAAACCACACCAUCUCCUCCACCAACUUUGCAGACCAGAGUGUUGUAACUGUAAUACUGACUCACCUCUUACCGGCGCUGUAUAUUUUUGAUGUGUUUGUGUUUCGUUCUGUGCGAGGGGUCGGUGUAAGGUUUUUACCAUAUCAGUGACGAGUGUGUGUGUGUGUGUGUGUGUGUGUGUGUGUGUGUGUGUGAGAGAGAGGGUGAGAGCGAGUGUGUGUACUAUGAUGUUGCCAUGACAGCCACUGAGGGAGAAGACUGUUCACCUACUCCUGUUGAUGUUCCAGAGGGAAGAAGAGCACCAGAGAACUUGUUUAUAACCUGUUGAUAGUCCUCGCAUAUAUUACUGCAUGUGUGUGCGUGGGAGACUUGUAAAGUGUUUGUACAUACUAUAGCCUCAUCUGCGUUGUUGCCUCCUCGCUGUAACGUUGUAGAUAUUUGUCAUACUUGUCAUAGCUUGGGAUUUUAUUUUGGUACAAAGCAAGGGUGGCGGAAUCCAGUCGUGACCAUGAGUAAUUUAAUUUCCGAGUCCUGCUACAGUCGUUGGUGUCACACUGAGGAAACCUUGUCUGCACAUCUACUGUACGACAUCUGCUUACUAAGUGCAAUAAAAGAUGGCAAUACGACAAA